UCAUCAUUUAAAUUACUUAACCUAAAAUUCUUGUACAAUUUGACAGGUGCAUUUAUUGACAAAUGCAUUUGACAGAUUUAACAAGUGGUUCUUAUACAGUGAUUUUUAGUAACUUUAAUAAUAAAUAUAAGAAUUCGUAAAAUAAUAGAUUUUUACUACAGUUUCCAUGGCAAUUUUUCAAAAUGAUCAAGUUUACACCAAGUCUUUUACUCCCCGAGAGUAUCAGGUGGAACUUCUUUACACAGGCAAGGUAAAAAAUAUAAUUGUUUGCUUAGGUAAAAGUUCAGAGCAAACUUUUAUUAUAAUAAAAUUGAUUCAAGAACUUUCCAAUAGUACUCGAAGAUUAUUUUCCGAAGGUGGAAAACGAUCAAUUUAUGUUUUAAGGGAUAAAGAAAAAUGUUUGAUAAAAGCAACUUACGUCCGCCAAUUAACAGACUUGAAAGUAAUCAUUUGUGAUUCUGGAGUAAAACCAGAUUUUAAAGAACAAUUUUCUAAUGUUCAGGUAAUAGUAACAACGCUCGAAACAUGCGCACAAUUAAUAGAAGAAAAGAAAAUAUUGCCAAAUGAAAUAAAUUUAGUUGUAGUUGAUCAGUGCCAUAAAACUGACGAAAGAAGCAAACUCGAUUUUAUAUUGCGAUACUUUUUAUCCAGCAACGAUGUGCCCCGAAUCAUCGGGCUUGCUGUGCCUUUAUUUAAUCUGACUACAGUUCCUGGCCGAAUUGGUCGUGAAAUAGAAAAAAUUGAAGCUCUUUUUCAAUGUGACAUUGAAACAGCAAGCGAUAUCAUAUCAAUACUUCGUUAUAGUCCGAAACCAAAGGAGUUAAUGAUAGAAUAUGACGAAGGCGUCAAGUGUGAUUUGUACGAGACUUUAGAAACAUAUGCCAAUGAAGCUUUAAAUUUUUUGAAGGAUCAUCGUUACGAUCCAACAGAAAUUUAUACCGACGAAUUCCUCGAAGACAUUCAAAAAAUUCCCGAUCCCACACAAAAACCCUGCGAAAUGAUAGGAGAUUUUUUAUAUAUUCUUAGAACACUUGGACCUUGGUGUGCAGAUCGUGCGGCACUUGCACUUAUCAUGUUGAGUGAGAAAUUGAAAGUUAAAACUCCUUACGAAAGGCAUUACCUUCUCUUUAAUAUGGUGGAAUCAUUAUUUAUAAAAAUGAGAGCACAUUGUGACUAUAUUUUUGAGUCGUUCAGUGAAAAGGAAAGAAUUUACAAAUUUUCAACACCAAAAGCACACCGGUUGCUGAAAGUUUUGAAAACUUACACACCCGUUCAAAAUAAAGAGACAAAGUCUGAAGAUAAAAAAAACGAUGAUGUAAAGGCUGCAGACGUGAAGAAAAAUGUAGCAAAUGAAACAAAUUCAAAUCAGAAAGAAGCGUAUCAGGGGAGAAAAUGUGGAAAUAAUUGGAGACCAAAUGAAGACGGUUAUAGAAAACCGAUUAAAUCGUCGAGAUUUAUGCGUGGAAUUACAGAUCCAGAUUUACUUUGUGGAAUUAUUUUUGUCAAUAAUGGAUUUACAGCGAAGAUUUUAUUUUACCUUUUAAAUGAAGUUAGUAAACACGAUGAGGAUUUACAAUUUUUAUCGCCACUUUACACGAGCGAAAAGUCAAACGAGGAUAUGAGUUAUUCACGUGAUGUAGCAAUGGAGCACAAAAAGCAGGAGGAGGUUUUAAAACGUUUUCGAAUUCACGAAUGUAAUUUACUCAUAGCAACUUCAAUUUUAGAAGAAGGAAUCGACAUUCCAAAAUGUAAUCUCGUCUUGAGAUACAAUUUUCCAAAGAAUUAUCAAUCGUACGUACAGUGCAAAAGUAGAGCGAGGGCUGUGGACGCCUUACAUAUUCUUCUAGUGUCACGAGAUGAAACAAAGGAAUCUGUGUGGCAACUCGCUCAAUAUCAUUAUAUUGAAAAGAUUUUAUUACUUAAGUGCUCAAAUAAGGAACCGACUGAAAAUGAAGAAUUUGAGGCUGAUAAAUACACUGACAUCAUUCCACAUUACAAACCCCUGGAAGAGGAUGAUUCGGCUAAAGUUUCUUUCAAUUCAGCCAUUUCUUUAGUAAAUCGAUAUUGUGCAAAAUUACCGAGUGACACUUUUACAAGACUCACUCCAGAGUGGAAUAUGGAAAUGGUUGAGAUUCAUGAGAAACCGAUGUAUAUUUGUUCCUUGCGUCUGCCAAUCAAUUCUCCAGUGAAAUACGUUGUUUCUUCCUAUCCAAUGCCGAAUAGAGCAAUGGCUCGAAGGAUGGCUGCUUUGCAAUUGUGUGUUGAACUGCAUAGAAAAAAUGAAAUCGACGACAAUCUUUUACCAAUUGGCAAGGAGAAUUUUAAAGCCAAGCCCGAAGAUGCUGAAGUUCCAGCAUUACCAGACGAAAGUAGAGCUGAUUUUUCAGAAGCUCGACCUGGAACGACAAAGCGUAGACAAUAUUAUUACAAAAAGACUGCUGAAGCUUUGACGGACUGUCGACCAGUGAUUAGUAAACCUGCUUUUUUGUAUCAUAUUAAUAUGGUUCUAAGUUGCCCUUUGCCCGAGGAGCAAAAUACGAGGGGACGAAAAAUUUAUCCACCUGAAGAUGCCGAUAUAGGAUUUGGUAUUCUGACCCUUAAGAAAAUUCCUAAACUGUGUCCUUUUCCAAUUUAUACACGAUCGGGGGAAGUGCACGUAACACUUACGCUUAGCAAGCAAACUGUGAUCUUAGAUGAAAAUCAAAUCGAUAGAAUGGCAACAUUUCUUAAUUACACAUUUACAAAUGUAUUAAGACUCCAAAAGUAUUUAAUGCUCUUUGAUCUGAAUGCUUCAGAGAAUUCUUAUAUCAUUGUCCCUGUAAAAAAGAUUUCAGGAACAAAUGAUCAGGAUAUUGUAGUUAAUUGGGAAUUUCUCGAUAGUAUUUAUCAAAAUCGAGAAAUGCUCCCUCGACAAAUGCCAGAGGAGGAAAGAAAAGACUUUAAAUUUGACGCGACUAAAUAUCAUGAUGCAGUGAUAAUGCCUUGGUAUAGAAAUAAAGACCAGCCACAGUAUUUUUAUGUCGCCGAGAUAUGUCCGAAUUUAAGUCCAAAAUCGUCGUUUCCUGGUGCCGAUUAUAAUACAUUCGAGGAAUAUUAUUUAAAAAAAUAUGAUAUUCAAAUACAAAAUUUGAAACAACCUUUGCUAGACGUGGAUCACACGUCUGCUAGACUUAAUUUUCUAACUCCCAGGUAUGUGAAUCGAAAAGGCGUUGCUCUACCAACAAGUAGUGAAGAGACGAAAAAGGCGAAACGAGAAAAUCUGGAACAGAAGCAAAUUCUCGUUCCUGAAUUGUGUGCAAUUCAUCCUUUCCCAGCAUCUCUCUGGCGACAAGCAGUCUGUUUACCUUGCAUUCUUUACAGAAUAAAUGCACUACUCUUAGCUAAUCAAAUACGAUGUCAAGUAGCACAAAUGAUUAAUUUAGGUCAAGAAAAUUUGAAGUCAGAUUUCAAAUGGGAACCAUUGGACUUUGGCUGGAGUCUCGCGGACGUCUUGAGCAAAUCCAAAGAACUGAAUAAAGCAAAUGAGUCAAAAAUAAAAAAUCAAUUGAAUUCCGUUUCGAAUAAUAUAAUACAAAAAAUCGAAAAACUUCCAAAAUUAGAAACAAAACCAAUAAAAAAAUUUAAGGAAAUUCCCCAAGAAGAGAAAGAUCCUUUCACUUGUAACGAAAACGAAUUGGAAAUUGGAACAUGGUCCAACGAUAUGGCAAUACUAUCGAUGGACUUUAAUUCAAAGGAAGCUUUUCCCCUCGACGUCACGGCUCUAGAGGAGAAUUUCAAUUGGAACGACGUUCGUUACGGUUCGCCGACUUAUGAAUCCGACGAUGCUUACGAUUCCGACGAGACUUAUAGCGACGGUUUUGGUGACUCGUCCGACGACAGUAACGACGAGGGAGGUAGAGGAUUAAAAAUUGCCUACAUGGGCGAAAACAUUGCCGAGGCCGUCGAAGACGAAAAACAAAUAUCAAAGCGAGAAAUUAAUAAAAAAAUAAUCCAACUUCUCGAGAGCGAGAAGAAUUCCAAUGAGAAUUCCUGGAUUUACGAGAGUGACUCCGAGGACAAUGAUGAGAAUCUAGAAAAACACAGAAACGCUCAUUUUGAAUUUGCAAAAGUACGAGAGGAGGAAAUUCUCAAAAAUGGUUCUUUUAUUUCGUUCGAUAGAGAAAUUUCCAUAACGCGAAAAAAUUGUCCCGAUGUCCGCGUCGAGGAAAAUACACCAACAAAAUGGAGUAACUACAUGGAAAAAAUUGCGAUAAGAUUCAAGGAACAUUUAUCAAUUGGAAAAUUCACCGGCAAUGGAGAAAGAAAGGAAUCUCCGAAAAUGGAACAUUUGAAAAUAAAUAAAAGUUUAUUUAGUUUUGAUUAUCAACCGGUAUUAGAUGGACAUUCAGGACCGAGUCCAAGUCUAAUUCUCCAAGCGCUGACAAUGUCGAAUGCAAACGAUGGAAUUAAUUUGGAGAGACUCGAGACGAUUGGCGAUUCUUUUCUGAAAUAUGCAAUAACAACGUAUUUAUAUUGUACAUAUGAUAAUAUUCAUGAGGGUAAAUUGAGUCAUUUGCGUUCGAAGCAAGUGAGUAAUUUAAAUCUCUAUCGACUGGGAAGGCAGAAAAUGUUGGGGGAGAGUAUGAUAGCGACGAAAUUUGAGCCGCAUGACAAUUGGUUGCCACCGUGUUACUAUGUGCCGAAGGAACUUGAACAGGCUUUAAUUGAAUCGGGUGUGCCGUCAACUUUGUGGAAUCAGGCCGAUAUGCCGACAUUGCAAGCCGUCAAUCCAAUGCAAAUAAAUCAACUUGUUCGCGAAACGGAGCAUAAAUUAGAAAUAAUGAAAAACGAAUUGGAUCGUAAUGAAAUUGAGCCAGCUAGCGAAUUGGAUAAUUUACGAUGUUUUAUUCCGUAUAAUUUAAUCACUCAACAUAGUAUUCCGGAUAAGAGUAUUGCCGAUUGUGUUGAGGCUCUGAUUGGUGCUUAUUUGAUUGCUUGUGGACCGAGAGGCGCUCUUUUAUUCAUGGCCUGGUUGGGAAUUCACGUUUUGCCCACUGAGAAAUUUUCUAUUGUUCAAGAUGUUGAGCCCGUGGAGAGACCGCCUGGUAGUACGCCGUACGUUCAAGAAACGAACAACAGUGGGAAAAUUGUCUGGAAACAGAUUCGUUAUGGUAAAUUGGAGGAGCCACAGAAUCCGCUAUUAAAAUAUGUGCCCAAUCCUGAACAAGAACUGGAACAAAUGCUCGAUGGAUAUGAUUUUCUGGAGGAAAAAAUUGGCUAUAAAUUCUAUGAUAGAAGUUAUUUGUUACAAGCCUUCACACACGCUUCUUAUCAACCGAAUAGAUUAACAGAUUGCUAUCAGCGAUUAGAAUUUCUUGGCGAUGCUGUUUUAGAUUAUCUAAUCACGAGACAUUUGUACGAAGACUCGAGACAACAUUCUCCAGGAGCGUUGACCGAUUUAAGAUCCGCUCUUGUGAAUAACACAAUUUUUGCUUCCUUAGCCGUUAGAUGUGGUUUCCAAAAAUAUUUUCGACAUUUAUCUCCAGGACUGAGUGUCGUAAUUGACAGAUUUGUUAGAAUUCAAGAGGAAAAUGGACAUUCCAUUAGCGAAGAGUAUUAUUUAAUUGGAGAAGAAGAAUGUGAAGAAGCAGAAGACGUCGAAGUACCAAAGGCUCUGGGAGAUGUUUUCGAAUCUUUAGCAGGAGCAAUUUAUCUAGAUAGUGGAAUGUCCCUGGACGCUGUUUGGGGAGUUUAUUACAAAAUAAUGAAAUCUGAAAUUGAGCAAUUCAGUACAAAUGUUCCUAAAUCACCGAUUCGAGAACUUUUAGAAUUGGAACCAGAAACAGCGAAAUUCGGAAAGCCGGAAAAAUUGGCAGACGGCAGACGAGUUCGUGUGAUUGUUGACGUAUUCGGUAAAGGUUCAUUUAAAGGAAUUGGACGAAAUUAUCGAAUUGCAAAAUGUACAGCGGCAAAGUGCGCAUUAAAAAAAUUGAAGAGAAUGCAAAGUUGCCAGAAGGAGAAACUAUGAUACAUUUUGUAAAUAUUGCUAUAAAUAAUUUAAAUGAACAUAAGAAAUUUUAAUUUAUGCAAAUAGAGAAUGCAUAAUCUAAGACUCAUAGGAAAUUAUAAUAUGUUAAUUAAGAGGGUACUUUUGCGACUCUACUUUCAGAAAAAUAUUUUUUUUUUUAAAUUAUUCUCGAACAAGAAUGAAAUCAGAGUAAUAAAUUUUUUUAUUCGUGAUUUUUUAUUGUAGAUCGAAUAGUGCUUUUGCUUUCGGUCUUUUAAACAAAAAAUGUAAAGAUAAAUCGUGAGAUUUAUUUCUUUUUUAUGAAUAGUGUCAUAUUACUUUUCUAAUUCUAUUUGCGUGUGAGAAUUUUUUAAUAUUUAAUUAUUGUAUACAUACAAAGACUGUUAAAGCGUGCAAUUAUAGUCCUUUGAUGAUAA
Leptopilina heterotoma is the source of this 6423-nucleotide messenger RNA. It is a transcript of the gene Dcr-1, whose product is annotated as endoribonuclease Dcr-1. The transcript is spliced from 22 exons. The coding region runs from base 167 to 6007 and encodes 1946 amino acids. NCBI's taxonomy places the organism in Eukaryota, Metazoa, Arthropoda, Insecta, Hymenoptera, Figitidae. Gene Ontology annotation, cellular component: cytoplasm; nucleus; RISC complex. Gene Ontology annotation, biological process: apoptotic DNA fragmentation; siRNA processing; pre-miRNA processing. The record is from RefSeq and is a predicted model, not a curated record. Gene Ontology annotation, molecular function: protein binding; ribonuclease III activity; RNA binding.